Messenger RNA from Candida tropicalis MYA-3404, 1431 nucleotides. Its product is annotated as alpha-ketoacid dehydrogenase kinase family protein. The transcript has a single exon. Gene Ontology annotation, cellular component: mitochondrion. The coding region runs from base 1 to 1431 and encodes 476 amino acids. Gene Ontology annotation, biological process: regulation of glucose metabolic process; protein phosphorylation. Gene Ontology annotation, molecular function: pyruvate dehydrogenase (acetyl-transferring) kinase activity. The record is from RefSeq and is a predicted model, not a curated record. Lineage: Eukaryota; Fungi; Ascomycota; Pichiomycetes; Serinales; Debaryomycetaceae.
AUGUUACGGCAGAACAGUUAUAAAGCUCUAACGGCAGCUAGAUUCAAUUCGUCAACAUCACCUAUAACUCAAUACUCGUACAUUCAAGAAUACUUGUCUGAUGCUAGCAAAGAAGAAGUCGCCAAAUAUCUUAAAAACCUUGGUCCAUUUCCUACUUAUUCCAACAUCUUAAACCCACAACAUUUCUUCCAGAAUGCUGUUUUACUAGAAUAUCUGAAGAAGCAACCGCAUCCGGUAUCAUUAAGACAAUUGGCAGGAUAUGGGAAUACGUUAACACGACAAAAGGUGAUCAAUUCUGCAAACUUUGUGAGGAUUGAAUUGCCGAUAAGAUUGGCAUUAAGAAUUCGUGAUUUGCAAACAUUGCCAUUUGGUGUGGUUAAUAAUUUCCACUUGGCACAGAUAUAUGAGAGCUAUUACCAUCUGUUCAAUGCGUUCAGAAAAAUCCCGAAGAUCCACACCAUUGAGGACAACAACAAGUUUUGUGAAAUGAUGUCAAGUAUGUUGGAUGACCACAUUUUCAACCUAUCCCAUUUGAUGAUGGGAGCAUUGGAAGUUGCCAUCUCAAACAAUCUUCCUGAAGCAGAGUUGAACCAAAUUAUCCACAAGAUGUUGUCGUCAAGAAUAAGCAGACGUCUUAUCAUUGAGCAGCAUUUGUCCAUUAGUCAAAGCUACAAUAAGAAACCGUAUGACAAGAAGCCGCCGCAUUAUUUGGGUGAAAUUUUCGACGAUUGCAAUGCUGUGGAGCAGUUAAAGAUUGUUGCGGGCAUGAUCAAAGAUUCCAUGAAAUCCAGCUAUCCAGAGAUCGAAAGAAUGCCAGACUUGGAGAUUGAAGGCGAUGUGAAAACACAUUUCCCAUUCAUUGUACCCCAUCUCCAGUAUAUCCUUCAUGAAAUCCUCCGGAAUUCGUUUGAAGCAACAAUCAGAACCCAUUCCACAAAGACAUCCAAGUUAUUACCACCAGUCAAGGUCACCAUUGUCGAUCUGACUAAACAAGUGUUGUUCAGGAUUUCUGACCAAGGAGGGGGCAUUAGCCACGACAAGUUAAAGUCAAUUUGGUCGUUCGGCAAGAAACCAGAUUUGGCCAGGAAAAGUCUUGCGAACUUCCACCGAAUUCCCGGAUUGCAACUAUAUUCGAAUUUGAAAGUCACGCCUUCUGGCUCAUCAAUAGUGACUCCUCAAGCACAACAGAUACUACAAAACACGAGUCUUGGUGAAAGUACGGGAAGCAAAAAGAAGUCCACGUUGGAGAAUUUGAUGGGCCGACCACAUCAUUAUCACUUGGGUAUGGGUUUACCUAUCAGCGCAAUCUAUGCCGAGUAUUGGAACGGGGAAUUAACCAUGAAUUCAUUGGAAGGCUAUGGCAGUGAUACUUCAUUGGCCUUAGGUAAAGUUGGUUAUCAUAGUAAUAUCAUCCAAUUGGAUAGAGCAUAG